Rhizophagus irregularis DAOM 181602=DAOM 197198 is the source of this 1129-nucleotide messenger RNA. RefSeq lists its product as uncharacterized. The record is from RefSeq and is a predicted model, not a curated record. NCBI's taxonomy places the organism in Eukaryota, Fungi, Glomeromycota, Glomeromycetes, Glomerales, Glomeraceae.
AGAUAUUAAUAUUCCGGUUAUGACUGUGCAUUUACAAGGAAGCGACUCAGAGCUUGCAAAGCCAAUAUCUAUUUUUUUUGUUCAGAACUUUCGAGGAACUUAUUAGGCAGAGAACAUAAACUUUUGAAUAUUGACGUUGGGUAAAUGAAAUCGGAUUAGAGUUAAUGUUGAGAUAUUAUGUUAGUAUAGAUAGUUUAGAUGAACGAAACGCCAGCAGGCAUUAGUAUAGAGACUCUACUUCACUUUGUAAAACGUUUAUGUAUUUUCGAAUCUUGUAAUUUAUUUUUUUACAUCAAUAAAUCAGUAAUUCCGAUCGUGACAUUUUGUCACGGUUUUUUAUCUAUGCUAACGAACUUUUGAAUUAUUCCAUCUCAUAUAAAAAAUUAUCAUCGAACAUGCAAUCCACUGAUUCAUUGAGAGAAUUAAAUGCCAAGCUCUUAACUGAGAUUGCCGAACUUAUGAAAGAGAAUGAUGAGAUUCCUGAACUCAAAGAGAAGUUACUAAGAUUUGCUGAGGUUGAGGCUGAGAACUCGAAGCUGAAGCAAAUUAUUGAAGAGAAUGCAAGGCGUGAUUCUGAGAAUGCUGAACUCAAGUCUAGAGUCGGAGAGCUUGAGGCUAGACUUGCAUUAUUAGAACAGAGUUCAGCAGUGGAAGGGAUGGCGUUGUCAUUUGGUUGGACACAAAACGGUGAAGAAGUGAUGCCAGUGGUGAUGGUACCAACUGUUGAUGUACCCGAUUCUGUAAUAGACAAACUCAAUAAUGAAGUAGGACGAGCACCUAGUGACCUUGAUGGUAAUGAUGAGAAAAUGGUCGAUUUCUUGGAUGAGGCGUAUAAGAAAAGCAUUAGCAAUGAGAUUAGAGAGAGGAGACUGGAAAAGAAGCAGAGAGAUCAAGAGGCACUCGUAAUUUCUCAGGAUGUGACUAAAAUUCCUGAGGUCACGGACAUGUUAACUUCAGAGCAAGACUAGCAAUACUUAUCACAAUCUUAUGAGGCUAGUUCUGAAAACAUAAGAUCAGCAUCUUGUUUCUUAUCAAAGCAACCGCAAGUUAAUGCAUCCAAAUUAGCAUGUAAUCUUGAAAACCGUGAAGAUUCUUCACUAUUGAAGUCAUGUGACAUGGAUGAACUUAA